AUGCGGGUGUGCAGAAUAGUGGGGAUACAUGGCAGCUGCUUAAUGAGACUUAAUGCGCCAAUGCUAAUCGCCGGUGCGGUACGCUAUGACGAUAGGAGGAGGAGGAGGAAGAGACGGAGGAGGAAAACGCGUCCUCGAGAAAUGCGGAGUACUCGCGCAACGUCGGAACAAGACGAAGCCGGUGUGGAAGGGGACGAUAAGACCUGUGUGCAAGGCCUUCAACAGCCGACCAGCAGCAGUGACAACGACGACGAGAGGAUGCUCCUUUCACGGGGCUGGACUUGGCUGACGUUGAUGCCGCUCCUGUUGAGCCUGUCCACCGGCGAGGUCAGCUUUUAUCGGGAUGCGCUCCCGGAAACGCCAGAGGAUGCCGCGCUGAAACACCUGGCCCGCUAUUUGGAGACGCAUCGUCUGCAGCAGCGUCUUCAUCAGUCGCACCUGCCUACGUUCCUGUCGCCGAUGCACAAGAAGCACAACAGUCUGGAUCGCCUUCCUGAGGAGGAGCGCUUCCUGAAGCUUCUAGCCGAAAGAAAAAUCACUCUGGACGACCUGAAGCAGUUUUUCAUAAAGAACUUGCUGACGCCUCAUUAUCGCACGAAUAACAAUCCGAUCAGCGAUCAGAUCACGGAUCGAGAACCGGCGUAUCUCCUGUCUUAUUACAAUCUGGAUCUCAAGCGUUUGGCUUACCCCGAUGAGAAACAGCUGAAUGAAAAUGACGACCGUUUUCCUAAAAAUAUCGGGUACGGGCAAGCUUUCGAUAUGGACAGAGAUGCGAUGGAGUCUAUGCUAGAUACUUUCCGAGAAAAGUACACAGAUUUCAAUCAUGGGGUGAGAACGUUGCAUCAUGAGGGCGGAAGGGAGGCAGCACCCAUGCGUCCGGCAGCAGCAGUGGCAUCGGCAACGACCGAGCCAGAAUUCACGUAUAGGUUCGACGACUCGAAUCUCAAGGAGAAGCACCCCUUUGCGGUAAAGCCGAACGAUCCCAGAUAUUACGGCGAGGCAUCAUUUUCGUCGGAUGAUUUAGAUUGGCAAGACGCGCCGAGAAUAAAUUGGAAAGAGGAAAAGACUGCGGAUAAAGAGCGAAUAUUGACAAAGCACGAAGACGAUAUGCGGAACGUCAAUCAAGAGACACCGAAGGAUUUGGCCGCGAGACUCGACAUAUCGGAACCGGAAAGAUCUGUGGGACGUUAUCCGGUGAUCGUACCCGUAAAUCACGACUUCAACAAUGACAUUUAUUUUAUCGCAAUUGUGGCUGGUUGCAGUGCAGCUGCGAUGUUCGCUUUAGUAUUGAUUAGCUUAACAUGGUGCAGACUGCAACGCGGUGCGAAAGCUGCAGCGGACAUAGAGUAUCCUGCUUACGGUGUGACAGGACCGAACAAGGACGUGUCGCCUUCCGGUGACCAGAGGCUCGCCCAGUCCGCCCAGAUGUAUCACUUCCAACACCAGAAGCAACAAAUUAUCGCCAUGGAAAAUCGCACUUCUGCAACGAGGGAUCCAGGUUCACUCUCGGAAGCGGAGAGCGAUGAAGAGAAUGAGGAGGGCGACUAUACCGUUUACGAAUGUCCAGGACUUGCAUCUACGGGCGAGAUGGAGGUGAAGAACCCGAUGUUCCAUGACGAUCCUACACCGGCGACGCCGGCGGCGCAGAGCAACAAAGAAGAGGACCACAUAUAGUUCCAAUAAAGUAGAGAGUAAAAAAAACCAUACGCGCGCGAUCUAAAGAAAUCUUUCCUGGUGCUUAGCUCACUGUUAAUGUACCAUAUCGGAAACGUUUAUCCAUUAUAUUGAGUGUGUAUACAACUUUAAUAUUUAUAUAUGGCGCGAUGGGGGGAAGGGGGCGACGCGUUUUACGAGGAAGACGGAAAGAGAUGGAAGGGAUCGGUUCGGUAUCAGAACAACCGACGUCAUUUUUCGUUCCGGAAGUAAGAGAACAGAAGACGCUUACCUACAUAAUAAAUGAAAUCGGGAGCACGACGAACGGGUCAACAUUCAACAAGCGUGCGAUUUUAUGCGGGUGGAUUUAGAAACCUGCGAUUUAUUGUGGUCGCAUCGUCGAAUUGGUGAAUCGAGUCGAUCUUGCGAAACGUCGACGGUGCUUCAAGGAAAUUCAAUCCUAAAAAAACACCAGUCUUUUUUAGUUAUAUUACAAGAGAUAUAUAUUAUAAAAGAAGACGAUAGUAUUUAUAUCGUCUUUUUCCCCGCAUCAGGGCGACGUCAGGUUUUCCCGUUCAUCGAAACGUCACAUUGUUUUAUCGCGAUUUUACGAGCGGAAGUAAACGGAAUUCGAAUGGGGGAGCGAAUUAAUCGCCGAUCAAAGCCGCGUCUUUGCGAGAACACCCAGUUUUCUAAUGUCGUGACGUAUUAUAGUUUGUACUUUCAUAGUAGGAGCAGGUUGUCGCACGAUCGCAAUUAUUUUUCUAUGACUUGUCACCGACCACGCAUACUUACAGUUCCGAUAUCUGAUCCACACUUGAACAGAUAUUUGAUGUAUUCAUCGAAUACGUCCAUCGGAUAUGCAUACUGUGCAUGAGCAGCCGAUAUACCAAAGUCUAUCGUCCGAGAUUACACUCCUUUGAAAGUAAGAAAAAAAAAGAACUACUAUUAAUUACCGACUAUUAAUUUGGGACGGUCUACAGUCAUACCGUUAUUCGAAUCUGUUUGGUUGGACACAUGUGAAAAAUUAUACAGUAUUAUUGUAUAAUUACACGAUUAUAUGUCACGAAAUCUUAACUCUUAUACAUCUGUCUUAGCGUAUAUACAAAGAUAAGUACUGUAUUAAACCGUGUGUUCCGCAGAAUAUGUAUCUGUUUUACACACAUGGGGAACAGAACGUACUAACGGGAUUAUUUCUAUCACAGAGCAAAUAUCUCCUUUUGGAAUUGUAAUGAGAGUGUGACGAGCAACAUUACGAUUUAAAUUUGUGCUAUAUUAUAUUUCUAGAUAGAUAUAUUAAAUGACAGAUAACGAGUUUCUGGCAAACUCGUUUAUAAGUAAUUAUAUACGUUUUACCGAAAUCUUUGCUAUAAUAAAAAAUUUCUCAAUCUUCUGAAAAAAAAAAUUAAUUAAAGAUUUUAAGCUUUAUAUUAUAUUCUCUGAUUGCUUACAAUGUGUGCUAAGUGGUAUCGAGUAGUUUUAUGUGAAUUGAAAUUGUUUGCAAGUAUAUGUAAAAUAUAUCGUUGCGUUUUGUUAUUCCAAUCUAAAAAGUAACAGUCUCCAAACUAUAAUCUUUUGCUUUAUGUGAUACAAGAAAGUCAAUAGCAUGAUCCAUGCAAACAUACGAAUGAAAUUAUUAAAGUUUUUUGUUCUUGUGGAAGCGUUUCUUUACGGAUAACGAUCGGAAAUGCGAGGAAACUGUUCUCUCUCGACAGUUGCCGAUAGGUAAUACACAUGUACACGCGCAUACACACGUACACAUAUAUAUAUAUACACACACGUAUAACAUUUGUUGGCUUAAAAGGACAAUAUAUUUUAUUUUUCUAUGAUAAUGGUCAUUGUUAGCUGUGUAAAGAGAAUCUAUAUCGCUAUUAAUCCUAAGUCAUCAAAACGCAGAGCUACUAUAUAUAUUUAUUUUAGCGAAUGUUAAAUGUCUAUUUAAUGCGAAGAUUUGAUGCAAAAAGCUAUAACGGAGGGAUGUAUGCCCUCCGUCUUGCGUUGUAGCUGUUACAAAAUCCCUUCUCUAUUCGCCGUUUAUGCUCUAAAACAAUACAGGCAUGUGGCAUAAGAUCUCAAAAUGGUAUAAAGAGUUCUUCCUUUUCCCGAACGCUACCUUUAGUAUACAUUAUUAAGCGAUUAGCGUAUUUUAGCUGAGAUGAGAUGUAACAAAUAUGUUGAAGCAUGAAUAUACGUUUCUAGUCUUGUACUUUGACACUACGCAUAUAUAUAUAUAUAUAUAUAUAUAUAUAUAUAUAUAUUAUUACACGAGUACAUUGAACGCGUAUAAGCAGAGAACAUCAUAUGAGAGGACAAUCUGCGUACAAAUAGACCAUUGACGUACAGCGAUUUGUAGCAUGAUUGUGAUUGUGCACGCGGUUGUUGUAUCUUACUCCGGGGAAUAGGAACCCUUUAUUUGUCGAUUGAAUUGAUCCUUGAUGAUUCCAUUGAAAUUAUGCAAUCUCGUCCUGCAACACACCGUCAACCUAAUUGUAUGCGGAUUACACGCGACAUUAUGAUUUUCACUUCUAUCAAUCAAAAGCUAGCGUAAAAGACAUAUACAAGUUAUAGAUGAAUGUAUUAUUAUUUUAUUAAUAAAUUGUUUAUUUUA
This is a messenger RNA of Temnothorax curvispinosus, 4261 nucleotides long. RefSeq lists its product as uncharacterized. Gene Ontology annotation, cellular component: membrane. NCBI's taxonomy places the organism in Eukaryota, Metazoa, Arthropoda, Insecta, Hymenoptera, Formicidae. The record is from RefSeq and is a predicted model, not a curated record.